GACAUUUUAUUUAACUCCUGCGUCAUGUUAGCUGUGUGUUCCGUGAAGCUUUUUCGUGCCUUUUUCUACGUCGGUCGAGGAGUUGACAGUUGGAUGUGUCGCCGGGGUCUCUAGGACCCGGCAGACACCUAGCAGGGGCGGAUGAGCGGGCGGAGAAAGGUGAAGUUACCCUCGGAGGACUGAUCAGAGGUCAGUUUGAUAUUUCCCCAGUGAGGGUUCAGGCCGCGAGAAUGACUCGGGACACAGAUCCCCAGUCAGUUUACUUUAAAGUGUCGCGUUACGCAUCUUGCUAACGACGUAAAGGGAUAAACAUAGACGGCUAGGCUUUAGCUAGCACACAAAGAGUUGAUUUAUACAAGAUAUUAUAAUGAUUCCCAUGUGAAAAACUAUAAUUCAUACCCCCACAAUCCCUCUAAGCUACCUUCAUGGUAAAAACAAACCGUUGUUGACGCUGUCUGAGCUGGCGGCGCCCCGCGGCUUUAACGCAGCUAGGAGCAAACAUCCAGAGCAGACGUCCAUCAUAAUCCGCAGUGUCAACAUCUCCAUUCAACUCCUGCUGGUGGAGGUGACUCUGUGAAGCCAGCCGGCUCUUAUCCGCUAUGCAAGCGAACACAACGCGGGGCUUCCUGUGGUCGGACGUGGAGACGCGGACCUUGUUGAACAUCUGGGGCGAGCAGGACAUCCAGGCGGCGCUGGAUGGAAACUUCCGAAACAGCUUCGUGUACCGCGACGUCUCCCGGAGGCUGGGGGCGAUGGGGUUUGAAAGGACCCCGGAACAAUGCAGGGUGCGAAUCAAAAGCCUCAAGAGACAGUACUUGUUGGCAAAGGAGGGCAAUCUGCGGAACAACGGGCAGUAUCACAAGAUCUGUAAGUUCUACGACACCAUGGAGAGGAUUCUGAGCAACCGGCCCGCUCUUGACCCUCAGGAGUUCAUAGAGAGCGGGGCGGGAGCAGAGGAGGCCGUGGACGGCCUGGAGGAGGAUGGAGAGGAUGCCCAGGAUGUUUACUCAGAGAGCACAGGGGAGUGUCCGUAUCCUGCAGAGACUGAAGUCAAGUUGGAAUACCCAACUAUUCCCAUCCCUAUUCCUGUUAAAGUGACAGUGGGCAACAACAACAGCACUUCCACACGGCCGCAAAACAGCUGCAGCCAGUCGGCCAGUAAUCUGCCAGCCAGAACACCUAAACGAGCAAGGAAGCGGCGUGCGAACUUCCCCAUGGAGAAGCUUAUGGAGCAGUUCCUGGAGCAGAGCGCCCAGGCCGAGGACGGCUUCUACCGCAUGGAGGAGCAGCGCUUGCAGGCUGAAGACCGCCGCAGAGAGGCCGAACACGCCAGGGAGCUGCAUAUGCUUCAGAUGCUCGGCCAGAUGUUCUCCAGCAUCUCCUCCUCCAGGCCCGGUUCCGCGGCCACUCCCUCCAAAACAGCUCCCCCUGCCCGUGCUCCCGUGUUCUCCAGUGCCUCCCUGUCAUGUGGACGCGGCCAGUCAGGUCACCUCAGACGCCCUUCACCCCAAACGGACUGUUUCACCCAACAAAGUCAACAGUUGAACCCAGAUCCUCAGGCGUUAGUAUUUGAACGCUACUACAGUUUGGGCUCUACGUCACACAGAGGCAUGGAUGAUGACACCCUCUCACUGGUUAAGAACAUCGUCCCUCCACUGACGUCCAAAAAGCACAAGGGACAAGACGGACGUAUCGGGAUCAUCGGAGGAUGCCAAGACUAUACUGGAGCUCCAUACUUUGCAGCAAUCUCAGCACUAAAAGUGGGGGCCGACCUGUCUCAUGUGUUCUGCACCAAAGAUGCUGCAACUGUAAUCAAAUCAUACAGCCCCGAGCUCAUAGUUCAUCCAGUGUUGGACAGUCCUAAUGCAGUGGAAGAGAUAGAAAAAUGGCUCCCAAGACUACACGGCCUUGUGGUUGGACCAGGUCUCGGGAGAGAAGAUUUGUUACUGAAAACAGCGAAGGAGGUGAUAGAGAAGUCGAAAGCAAGAGAUAUCCCCAUAGUUAUUGAUGCAGAUGGAUUAUGGCUAGUCACUCAGCAGCCAGCUGUCAUUCAAGGGUACCAGAAGGGCAUCCUCACACCCAACUUCAUGGAGUUCACCCGGCUGUAUGAGUCGCUGCACCAUGAGCCCAUGGACAGCAGCGAUCACCAGCGCAACGUCAUGCAGCUCAGUGUAGCCAUGGGCAACCUCACUCUGGUGCUAAAAGGAGAACAGGAUCUCAUUACAGAUGGCAGUAAGGUGAUCUCAUGCAGUGUUGAGGGCAGUGGGAGAAGAUGUGGUGGACAGGGUGAUCUUCUGUCUGGAUCUUUGGGAGUUUUGGCACACUGGGCCCAUGCUGCCUCUGUAGCUGGAAUAUUAAGAAGUGUGAAUCCCUCGAUGGUUGCUGCGUUCGGAGCAUGCUCUCUCACAAGACAGUGCAACAGUCAAGCGUUCCAGCGACAUGGCAGGUCCACCACCACAACGGACAUGAUCCAGGAGAUUGGGACAGCCUUCAAGAAGCUUUUUGAAAGCUGAAGAAACGCCAACUGACAUAAAAAUGGUUGUUUCAACGGCUAUACAUACAAACUCAAAUGUGCAUUCUUAAACACUGUUAAUAUAUCCUAUGGGUGGUAAAUGUUCUCAUCAAGCUGAUUUAAAUAAAGGUUACCCAGGUGUGGACUAUCCUUUCGCAGAUAGCACUGAAAACCUGGUGCACUUAUUGUUGUUUGAGGCGUAUUAAAUGAACCUGAACCAACAAA
This is a messenger RNA of Acanthopagrus latus (yellowfin seabream), 2737 nucleotides long. RefSeq names its product NAD(P)HX dehydratase (gene naxd). Bases 600 to 2513 code for a protein of 637 amino acids. The transcript has 11 exons. NCBI's taxonomy places the organism in Eukaryota, Metazoa, Chordata, Actinopteri, Spariformes, Sparidae. Gene Ontology annotation, molecular function: ATP-dependent NAD(P)H-hydrate dehydratase activity. Gene Ontology annotation, biological process: metabolite repair. The record is from RefSeq and is a predicted model, not a curated record.